Messenger RNA from Thrips palmi, 729 nucleotides. RefSeq lists its product as uncharacterized. NCBI's taxonomy places the organism in Eukaryota, Metazoa, Arthropoda, Insecta, Thysanoptera, Thripidae. The transcript has 6 exons. The coding region runs from base 1 to 729 and encodes 242 amino acids. The record is from RefSeq and is a predicted model, not a curated record.
AUGACUAGAAUUCUAGUCAUAUCAACUAAUGCUCGUUUAACUAGGAUCAGUGUGGAACUCAGUGUUCUCCGUGGCACUAUAAAGUCUCCUAGGAAACUGUUGGGUCCUACCUACGGAAAAGACUUGUUUUAUCCUGAUGUGCUCAUCUGGAUCGCAGAUGCAACCAUGCAGCUACUGCUGGCGCUCUUCCUCGCUUCGCUCGCAGUUCGUCCGAUUGCCAAGGCUUCACUUGGACCACCAGUGAUGCCGGACGACCACGACCCUGCCUCCGCCGACGUCGGUUUGAUGGUGGCGUUCCUCUUCAAGUUUUCGCAUCAACACCUUGCGCAACAAGUACAGCUAGGCGGGCUCGUGCUUUGUAUGCCGAGCGGAAACGAAAGCGCCCCCAACGUGGCCGAGCGGACGGCUCUCGGCACCCUGAGGCUGCUGCACAGAGAGGGCCAACUGCCAGUGGUCAUGUUGUGCCCCGGCAACAUCGUGUCGCGCUCCCACUUCUCCCAGAACUACGUCGUCUUCGGACACAGUGGGCCAGACCUGGAGCGUGUCUUGGCACGCAUUCGACCCGUGCACGAGGGGGCGCGGAGCACCGUUGCACGAAUGCUGGUAGUUUUGCUGCCUUCGCAACACGGCCAGCCGAACCAGGACGCCUCAAUGAAGGGGAAACGCGUCAAGGAUGCUGGACUCGCUGUGGCUUCGGUCCUGGAGCGACGCCGUCGUCGCCAAAACUGA